CGAACAAACGCCGGCGCAACUUUCAGAGCAACAGAAUUGUUCCAAGCAUUGAACAUUUCAAUCUACAAUCACGACAUCCCUCUCUCACGCGCAAUAAACCAUUACAUCACUCCAUAAUGGCAGUCCCCAAAUUCGCACUCCCCGGCGACUCACUCGCACCCACAUCCAACCACACACCCAGCACAGGCUCCCACGUCUUCGCCUCUACAAUCCACGCCAGUCUCGCCGGCCCCGUCACCAGCGCCUCUGCCACCAAAAAGACACCCUCGCCCACAAUCAGUGUCGCCUCUUCUUCAGAAACCGCAUCCACCUACACAGCGGCCCUUCCCUCCGUAAACGACAUAAUCCUCGGCCGUAUCACACGCACAAACCCGCGCCAAGCGACCCUCGACAUCCUCGCCCUAGGACCUACAGGCACCCUCGUCCUGCGCGAGCCCUUUUCAGCAAUCAUUCGUCAACAAGACAUUCGCGCUACGGAGAUCGACAAAGUGAAGGUGAAUGAGAGUUUCAGGGUGGGCGAUAUUGUGAGGGGUGUUGUUAUUUCUUUGGGAGAUGAGAGGAGUUAUUUUGCUAGUACGGCAAAGAAUGAGUUUGGUGUUGUGUUGGCUGUUUCCGAGGGUGGAGAGCAGAUGGUGCCAGUCAGUUGGAGGGAGAUGCGGGAGGUUAAUGGUGGAAAGACGGAGUUGAGGAAGGUUGCUAAGCCCGUUUGAGAGGUUCACGAAAGAAAGAGCUGCAGACAACAAGAGUCGAGGAUUGAGAUGAGCUGAAGACUCAGAAGCUCUGCGAGGGAAAAUAGUGCAUGGCUCCCGACCACCCCGAUGUUAAGCUACCAAGAGCACUAGAAACACCUUUCGGCGAAAAGGUCUCUGCGAGGAGCAGCACACUCCCCAACCAUCAAAACAUCCAGCCAAGAUCUGGUUCAGCAUCAGAAGAUGGUAGUAGCAGACUACAUACAUUCGACCAGGCAGCAGCAGCAUGCGAUUCACAUGGGUCAUGCUGCGUCCACCAGAACUUGUACUUGCCCACAAGGACAAUUGCUGGUCGAGCUUCCGUAGGCAAGAGAGAAAGCAAUCUUUAAUUUACUUCCACACCAUUCAUCCUUCCCUAC
Molecule: messenger RNA, 1108 nt
Organism: Aureobasidium subglaciale EXF-2481
Lineage: Eukaryota; Fungi; Ascomycota; Dothideomycetes; Dothideales; Saccotheciaceae
Exons: 1
Coding region: 117-710 (197 amino acids)
Biological process (GO): RNA processing
Cellular component (GO): nuclear exosome (RNase complex); cytoplasm
Molecular function (GO): RNA binding
Source: RefSeq, a predicted model, not a curated record